Messenger RNA from Struthio camelus australis, 1621 nucleotides. NCBI's taxonomy places the organism in Eukaryota, Metazoa, Chordata, Aves, Struthioniformes, Struthionidae. The record is from RefSeq and is a predicted model, not a curated record.
AUGGAGAGACAUUUUUGCAAAGGCCUCUACCCCCCCCUCCCCCGCCUGGAGGAGAGGCCUGUCAAGCCGCCCAGGUAUGUAUCAACAUUUAGACCGUCUGUCAAGUGUGAGACAGAGAAAAGUAAAGCUCAGUGGAAAACAAUGGGACCAGCAAAAGUUGAAGUGCCCUCUCCAAAAAACUUUCUGCAGAAACAUUCAAAGGAACCCAAGCUACCAGAGAGAAAAAAAGAACAAGAUAGUAGGAAAAUGCCUACAUUAUCAGUGCCACGGAAGACAGAUCACCCACUUAUGGGAAUUCAGAGUAAAAAGAAUUUUAUAAAUGCAAAUGCUGUUGCUGCUAUCAUGGGGUUGGCUAAAAAGCCUCAACCUGUUUAUGUUGAUAGAAGACAGGGAGACAAACACCUGCUUGAAACUUCAGGACUUGUUCCAAAAUAUGUUAAAAAAAAGGAUUAUGGUAUUAUACCAAAAUAUGUAACACAGAGAGAUGAAGAAAUUAAGAGAGCUCAGAAAGAACAUGAGGCCUAUAUCUUGGAGUCUCUCAAAAAAAGAGCCAUGAAACGGUUGUCUGAUGAAGAAAGGAACAGUGUUCUGCAGGGUCUCAAAAAGAACUGGGAGGAGGUGCAUCAUGAGUUUCAGGGUCUUUCUGUAGAUAUAGACACCAUACCGAAGAAGAUGCAUAAAGAAAAGCUGGAAUCACAGAUGAAACAACUGGAGCAUGACAUAGAUGUCAUCGAGAAGCACAAAGUUAUCUACAUUGCAAAUGAGUAAGAACUGUUAAGUAAGUCCUUACUAUGAGUAGGGACUGUUUUUCAAAUAUUGCCUCUUUCUUCCUUUUCUCUUUCUCUACCACUGCCUUUCAGAAACAAAAAACAAAAAAUAUAAAUGCUUAGAAGAAAUUGAAACAAAUCCAACCAUUCAGAAUAAGACAAUAUUCAGCUAAUAUAAGCAUGUAGUUUCUUAGGAAAGUUGCUACACAUAGCUAAUUCUCGUCUAUACAAUUCAAAAAACUGUUUUGAAUAAAAUUCCUAAUUAACUUUCAACAUAGAAGCAAUUUGUACUAUUUGUAAUUUUUACUAACUAGUAAGAUUUCUAUAAACGUCAUAUGAAAGGCAUAAAAAAUAGUUUCUUAUGUUUGGAGCACUUCUUCCAUUUAACAGCCAAAACUAAGUGAACUGAUGGGCUACUGAAGAAAACUUGGUAAAAAAUAGCUUCAGGGUGGGAUUCCUUCUCGUCUAGUUAUUAAAGAGCUGAAGAGCUAAAGAGUUUAAACAAUUCUAUUUCUAAACAGUUUGAUUUCUACCUAACAUUUUCUACAUUCAUUGUUUGUUAUCAAAAUCAUUUUUUACAGCAGAAGCCCAUAACAACAUAAGCUUUCUGCAGUGUAGUUACCACAGGUAGCAUGCUAUGUAUGUGUAUGUAUGAAUAAUGCAAUAAUGCUGUGCUAAGUUUACAACUAAAGUGGGAAAAUAUAUAUGGAUUGCUAUUGUACAUAUAAUGUUAGAUCAAAAGCAAUAUACUAAUGAGUCAUGAUCUGGGAAGACGUUAUAUUGGCAUACUGUACUGAUUGGCAUACUGUACUGCAAUUAUUUGAAUAAAAACUGUUUCUUUUCCUUCUGCUCCA